AUGGAAAGGGUCGAGAAAGAGAUUUCUAGAAAGAUAGAUUUGUGUCUUUACGGCGAAGCACUUCAACUAAUCCAUUCUUUCCCUUUGUCAUAUGAAUCUGGAAUAAGUAUCUAUCCCUACAAAGGGUAUGUUCUAUAUCUUCAAAGAAGAUACGAAGAAUCUGUUACUUUUCUAAAAGAUCUUCUGAAGAGGUUUCCAUCUAAUAUCAAGGCCAAGAGAUUCUUGUAUCUAGGACUUCUAACUCUAGGAGACUUCGGUUCAUCUUUUAGAAUUGCAAAAGAAUGCUGGAUUGAUGGGGAUUAUAGAAGGUCUACACUCAUCCGGAUACUGGCACAUUCUUUUGUGCUCAAGGAUUUUGAUUUCCUUGGGAGGCUCGACAUGCACUGCGAUGAGCCUCUACUCCUGUCAAUGGGUUAUAUAUACUCUGGAGAGUUAGAGCGGGCAGUGGAGUUAAUGAGAAAGAUCAACGAUUCCCACGGCUCGGAAAUAUAUCUUGACUCGCUGAUUUCUGCCAAGACUAGGUCUGUAUAUAUGCUGGAUUAUGUAAGGUACUUGGAUGAGGAGAUUUUCAUCAAGGCAAUAGAGAGUCUUGAAAACAAACUGAAGGUAUUUGAAGGAGUCGAAGGAGAGGGAUGUGAUUAUGUGGACAGUAAAGUAUUACGUAUAGCGAAGAAGGUGCUAAGUAGAGGGGAGUACGAAGUUGUAGAGAAAAAUAUUUACCAUGGAAAGAAAAUGAAACAUUGCUGCCAAAAGGAAUGUGUAAUAGGAAAACUUAGAGCCAGAGCAGAAGAGGAUAUGCUACUCCCUAAAAAGGGUUUUCGGAAACCAAAAGGGAGAUACUCCGAGCUAGAAGGUAUAUUUGAAGAGAUAAGAAAUGGAAACAUAGAACAUGGAUUGGAGAGCUUGAAAAGAACAUAUGGGAAAGAAACGAUUGGCGAUCUCGAGAAACACUUAAAAGAUGGGCAAAACAUACUUGUCCUGAACGAAGUAAAAGAGUCCUAUUUGAGGUACAGAAAGAAAGAGAAGGCAUUACAUUAUGCCAAGCUUGAGAAAGAAGCACAGUCGUUGCGUGUGCGAGACACAAUUGAAUGUCUGGAGAAGCUCAUGGACGAAAGCAUGGUUAGAGAGAUUAUUGAAUUUCUUGAAUUAGAUUUAUUUGAUAAGUAA
Messenger RNA from Encephalitozoon intestinalis ATCC 50506, 1167 nucleotides. RefSeq lists its product as uncharacterized. Lineage: Eukaryota; Fungi; Microsporidia; Unikaryonidae. The record is from RefSeq and is a predicted model, not a curated record. The transcript has a single exon. Gene Ontology annotation, molecular function: protein binding. The coding region runs from base 1 to 1167 and encodes 388 amino acids.